Molecule: messenger RNA, 1932 nt
Organism: Brugia malayi
Lineage: Eukaryota; Metazoa; Nematoda; Chromadorea; Rhabditida; Onchocercidae
Exons: 14
Coding region: 1-1932 (643 amino acids)
Source: RefSeq, a predicted model, not a curated record
AUGAAAGAGCAAAAUUCAAAUGAUAAGAUUCAGAAUGCAAAUGAAACAACAAGAGGAACACUUACACAUCAUAGACGUGUUGUAGAAAAGGGAAGAAAAUGGCAAAUUGAUGUAUCAAAUGAAUCAAAUCGGUUAAAUAUUCCACAAGGUGUACAAGCAUUCCGAGUUAGUAUUGAAGAUAGUAUACUGAUGAAAAAAACCAGGAACAUUCUAAAAACUCUUGAAAAGAGGCCAUCAAAGCACAGAGUUAAGAUCACGGAACACGAACUCAUCAAUCAUCUUUUAAGGUUAUUGGAUGUUAACAGGAAUUGUUCAUUUUUGAUACCAAAAUCAUGUGGGCGUUAUGAAUUGGAUGACAGUUAUUAUCUCAGCGAUGGAAUUCUAAAACAAACUGAAAUUGCUACCUAUGUAGAGCCAUUUCUGGAAGCACAUACUCAACUCAUAGCAUUGAUAGCUUUCAGUCACAAGAAUCAAGUUAAUUCGCAGAUUGAACAAGUUCUUCAGGAAUUUGUUCUUGAUUUUUUAAGUAGGCACACUCGAGCUGUUGGACAACUUUACAAUAACGAUAUGUUAAAUUUACGUACUCUUUUGCAUUCAAUUCGUAAAGAACUCCUGGAACUUUCUAUUGUAUAUAAUAGCUUAUCGGUGAUUAUCACUGCCGACAUUUGGAAUUAUGGAACUGUCGAUUGCUUUCUAGAUCGUUUUCUGGCCACAACUCUUUAUGCAGAGUUGAGACCGCUUUCUGUGAAACAAGUUAUUGGACGGCUGCAAUAUGUUAUUUUAGCAAUUUUCGAGCGAUAUUUUGAUCGUUUAUUCAGUACAGGUGAAAUUGAUCCCGUGCUUGAAAACGAAUUUAUUUUUCAGAGUGUAAAUGAUAAUGCAGUAAUUCAAGCAAGGCGAACACGUUGCUUAUUUUGGUCUAAACUUCUAAUCAAAUAUGUAGAAAAUGGUGCUUUAAAUGCUCGCCGUUUACGUGCUGGCAGCUAUGAUUAUGAAGCACCUAAUAAAUUUUCGGUCUACUUGAGAAAAGCUCUACAACUGAAAGAUGAUUGUUCUUUUAUUAGUGCACAAAAAAUUAUACGAAGUAUGGAAUAUGCAUGUGAAAGAUGUGCCAAAAAUAACUCUUCUCUUCUUUUUCGUUGUGUGUUAGAAAAUAAUACAUUGUCUCAAGUCUUAAAAGAGAUUGAAUCAGUUUAUACGGGUUUUGCGGUGCGUGAAAUGGCAUUUGAUCUAUUUGGAGCAACGCGUACUUCACCGCAUUUCAAUGUAGUAAUGUCAUUUCAAAAUAGCUUGCUGCUCUCUGGUUUUCCACUUGAAAUUCUCGAUAGAUGGGAUGUUUGUUGUACAAGUGGUCUUCUGGAUGAUAUAGUAAUAACACCAAAGCUUUCUUGGCCAAUGUGUUAUUUAAUAGAAGACAAGCUUAUUUCCACUCUUAAUCUCUGUCUUCGUUUCUUGUUACGACUGUUACAAGCACAAGAGGCUUUAUCAGCAGUUCGAAUUGAUUUAGCUGCAACGAAAGAACUUAGCAUUAGUCGACAAAGGCUCAAUCAUUUGAUUUGUUUUAUCGCACAACCAUUAACUGCAAUAUCUGAAAUUUUUUUCACUCAUUUGCAAGCUAUGUUGACGAAAAAAUUUGCAUUGGUAGCAGGGUCGAAAACUUUGGAUGAAGCGCAACGUAUUCUAGAAGAUCUGAAUAUACAUCUCACUAAUUUAAUAACAAAAAGUGGUACCCGUGCUUUGAUUCAUGAUGCUAUAACAAAACUGUGCGAUCGAGCAACAGAAGUUGAAUUACGUUUUCGAAUGGAUAUUGUUAGUGUACGUGAUGUUGAGGAAAUGUUAAAAGUUGUGAGACGAGAAAAAGAUUUAUUAGUUGGCUUAGGUCGUUCGAUGCAUGGUACCAUAUUUAAUUUACUUCAGCCAUUGCUCAUCUAA